Molecule: messenger RNA, 3090 nt
Organism: Acipenser ruthenus (sterlet)
Lineage: Eukaryota; Metazoa; Chordata; Actinopteri; Acipenseriformes; Acipenseridae
Product: protein Wnt-4
Exons: 5
Coding region: 592-1662 (356 amino acids)
Biological process (GO): multicellular organism development; cell fate commitment; neuron differentiation
Cellular component (GO): extracellular region
Molecular function (GO): frizzled binding; cytokine activity
Source: RefSeq, a predicted model, not a curated record
CUGAGGAGUCGCAUCGACCGGAUAGAGCUUCACAGAGCCUCCGCUUAAACUUACACUCUCUCUCAAAAAAAAAAAAAAAAAGUGUAUAUAUGCAUAUGUAUAUAUUCAUAUAAAAAAUUACAAAUAAAAACAACUAAAGAGAAAAAUAGAAGGCAAGCAGAGAUAACACAAAAAGGAGAGAAACGACCAGAAGACAAAAAAAUGAUUUAAACCAAUGAAGCCGAAGAGUUGCACCCAACAGUGUAGAUAUCAUAAUCUGUGAACAGCACCACGAAUGACAUUAGACUGCAGCGAAGAUAAAGGAAUACACGCAUAUUAAAACGCCAGCUACAGUCAGGGGUGGCGUGGAAAACCACCUCAUUUAUUACAAUUCAUUCUUAAAAAGUUGCAGAUGAGGCAGAAACCGAGAACUCCAUGAGUUGUUUGUUUUUUUUACAUUCUGAAGUGGAUGUGGAACGAAUUGAUCCUCGAAAGGAUGAACUGACCUCCCGUUUCCAGUUCCCGAGGGUUCUGUUAGAAACAGUGCCUGACACCACAAGCCGGCUGUGCGGAUUGUACGUCUCAUAACUUUGGGGGUUUUACACGUACAAGAUGACAUCGGAGUACUUGCUCAGGUCACUCCUGCUUCUCAUUCUAGCGCUGUUCUCCGCUAAUGCCAGCAACUGGUUGUACCUGGCCAAGCUGUCGUCGGUGGGCAGCAUCUCGGAGGAGGAGACCUGUGAGAAGCUGAAGGGUCUGAUCCAGCGGCAGGUUCAGAUCUGCAAGCGCAACGUGGAGGUGAUGGACUCGGUGCGGCGCGGCGCCCAGCUCGCCAUCGACGAGUGCCAGUACCAGUUCCGCAACCGCCGCUGGAACUGCUCCACCCUGGACACGCUGCCCGUCUUCGGGAAGGUUGUCACACAGGGACUGUCUGUUGCAGGCACGCGGGAGGCUGCCUUCGUGUACGCCAUCUCCUCGGCAGGCGUGGCGUUCGCUGUGACCAGGGCCUGCAGCAGCGGAGAGCUGGAGAAGUGCGGCUGUGACCGGACUGUGCACGGAGUCAGCCCUGAGGGUUUCCAGUGGUCAGGCUGCUCUGAUAACAUCGCCUAUGGGGUGGCUUUCUCUCAGUCCUUCGUGGACGUCAGGGAGAGGAGCAAAGGGUCGUCUUCCAGCCGGGCGCUGAUGAACCUCCACAACAACGAGGCCGGGAGGAAGGCCAUCUUAAGCAACAUGCGCGUAGAGUGCAAAUGCCACGGCGUGUCGGGGUCCUGCGAGGUGAAGACCUGCUGGAAGGCCAUGCCUCCCUUCAGGAAGGUGGGGAACGUCCUGAAGGAGAAGUUUGACGGGGCCACCGAGGUGGAGCAGAAGAAGAUUGGCUCCACCAAGGUCCUGGUGCCCAAGAACUCGCAGUUCAAGCCACACACUGAUGACGACCUGGUCUACCUGGACCCCAGCCCAGACUUCUGUGAUCACGACCUGAAGAGCGGGGUGCUGGGCACGGCCGGGAGGCAGUGCAACAAGACCUCCAAGGCCAUUGACGGCUGUGAGCUGAUGUGCUGCGGCCGGGGCUUCCACACGGAGGAGGUGGAGGUGGUGGACAGGUGCAGCUGCAAGUUCCACUGGUGCUGCUACGUCAAGUGUAAGCAGUGUCGGAAAGUGGUGGAGAUGCACACGUGCCGGUGAUCGGCGCACACCCACACCGUGGCACUUGGACUCUACAACCUCACCGUAAACAAACAAGAAAAAAGGACAGCUGGACAAAAAAAAAAGGAGCAAUGAAGAAAGUUCCAGAGACUCCGUUGUUUUCUAAUUUAAAAGCCCCAAAGGAGUUGUAUGUGUCUUCAUUUUUUUGUUUUGUUUUGUUUUGUUUCGUGGUUGUGAUUGUUUAAUUUAUUGGGGACUCCUGACUGAGGCGGUGGUGGUGACCCUGAGGCCCUGACGCUUCAGGGUAAAGGAACUCAUCUUUAACUCAUGCUGCUUUUGGGACCGAUUUGGAGGACGGCUUUGAGGGGAAUUGCAAACGAGCAAUGAAGAGACUUUGAGACUAAUUAACAAAUAAGUAAACAUUUAAAUAAAUAAACGAAUAGAUACAACUCAGUCCAGGUGUACAUUUAAUAAAAAGGACAGUCAAGUUCGUAAGAAACAACGCGUGGGUCAGACUGAACAGAGACAUGCCCCGUCCGUUCAGAGUGUCUCCGACGUGUGGUGGGAACUCCCUCUUGUUUAAUUGAAGCGAUACACCUGUGUAAAGGGCUUUGUAGUCUACCCUAGCAGUCAUUUCGAAGGCAGGGGCUGUGCUUUGGGAUUAUGCUGUUGCCACAUUAGCAUAAUUUCAUUGGCCACUCAAAUGUUCCUUUCCCAUUGGUGGGUUAUAAAAACACAAAAGAACCAAUGGAAACGCCUGCUUAUAUCUCUGGACUGACCGACGAGGAACCCCUCAAUACUGCUUUGUCCACUACUUAUCUGAUCCCAUGUAAACACUGCUCCCAAGCCAAAAACUGUGAUAACGGAGAAACUGGCUAUGGUCCUCUGUAAAGAAUACUGUAUGUCUGUAAAUCUGAUUUCCAGAUGGGUUCAUUCUUGCUUGUUCUUGGUAACAUAGAUGGAGAUGAUACAGGGUGAUUUGUACAUUAUUACAGAAAUUUAUGUUUCAUUUCAGGUUUACAAGUAGACAGUAAUGGCAGAGAGGAACACAGAGAGAUGAAUGUGUGGACUUUGCAUACAUAUACAAGCCCUAGAAAGCGUGCUGGACAAUGCCUUAGCUAACUGGAAUCAAAGCACACGUUCUAUAAUAAUGUCACCCUGUCUAUAUGUUGGCUAAUCCUGCCAGUCAAAGACAUUUGUGGCCAGUUCCACAGUGUUUAUCCACAACAUCCACCUGCAGCAGUUUGCUGAUCUACCACUUGAAAUAAACAUGUGUGCUAAAUGGUUGUUCUACAAACGUCCUCAAACUUGUGCUACAGUUUUUUUUAUUUUUUUUUAUUUAAAUGAUACAGCAGAACCCUCUUAUGAACAAAUUCAUUGAAUGACCCCUAGAAUCUGAAGCAAAAUCUGUCCAUGAAAUGUGUAAAUGAUUGAACACGAUCAGAUAAAGAGAAGAGUAUACCAGUA